AUGCAGCACGUGGAGCUCCGCGCGUUCCAGCGCGACAUCCUGGAGCUCGUGCGGGAGAAGAACGUCGUGAUGGUGGGCGACACGGGCAUCGGCAAGACGUUCCUCGCCAUUGCGCUGCUCAGCGAGCUCGACUACUCGGGGGACAAGCGCGCGUUCUUUAUGGCCCCCACGCGGCAGCUGGUGGUGCAGAUCACGGCCAAGAUCCAGCAGACGAGUACGCUGCGCGUCAGUGCGUACUACGGCAGCAGUGCGGACAUGUGGGACGCGGCCCAAUGGGAGCGCGAGCUGCAGCUCAUGCGCGUGUUUGUGUGCACGCCCGAGAUCGUGCGCAACGCGUUACUUAAGGGCUACGUCUCGCUCAGCGGCAUGAACCUGCUCGUGUUUGACGAGUGCCACCACGUGACCAAGCGCCACCCGUACGCACAAGUGAUCAAGAUGUACAACGAGGAGGACGCGACGACGAUGCCGCGCAUCUUUGGCACGACGGCGUGUCCCACCCGCCACUGCGCCGAGAAGCUGCACGCCGAAAUGAAGAAAGUGGAGCUUGACGAGACGCAGAUCGCAGCGUUCUCGGCAGCAGCUCCGAUCGUGUACGAGACGUAUGCUGUGCAGACGCCGUGGACCGUCAAGGGACACGAGGACGAAGACGUGGUGGACGAUACGUGGAUCUUCACCAACAUGGAGCGAGAGCUGGCCGAAGUGAAGGCGACAGCAGUCAUCGAGAAGCUUUUGAAGAAGGGCAAGAGCGAUGCAGCGACGGACGCGGUGAAAUUGGACAAGGCGAAGAAAAAGUUUGCGCAAAACUGCAUCACCGUGUACAAGAACUUGGGUCCGUGGUGCUACUACCGCUUUGCCGAGCUAGAGAUCCAUCGACUGGCAAUUGCUGCGUCGUUACUGAUUACUGUGCCGGGCAGCAUGUUUGGGCUGGACAAAGAUGCAGUCAAGACGAUGCUGUUGCUCACUGCGAAGCGCGAGCACUGUGAAUAUGCGUGCUCAGAAAAAGUGAAGAAGGUCGAAGGCAUUCUGCGCGGGCACUUGUUCGAUGGAGAUGGCGAGGCCGAGGGUGUAGGUGGAACGGAGCACGCCACAAGUAACGAGUUUGACUGCGAAAAGAAGCCUGGCGACGAUCCGGUUCAGAGUAAGCCAGCCGCCCUUGUGGGCGAGAACGGCGAGGAACACGAAGACGAGAAGCGUGGUCGACUUGAUCUGCAAGGCAUUGUCUUUGUAAAUACUCGAACCGAAUGUCGUGUGCUGUCCGACUUCUUUAACGAGAAGUUUGCGUCACUCGAGGAAGACAGUGACGAACCUGACGAAGCGUCAUGCGUGGUGUCGCAUAACCAGAUUUUGGACGAGACAACGGCGGACCAACCGUUCGCCAGCAUCUUGGGGAGAGCAUCACGUAGUGACACGGCUUCUUUUUUACUACCCAAGAUGGAAACUACGCUGAAAAAGUUUGAGUCGGGAUCGAUCCGCGUGCUGGUUUCCACGGCUGUCUCUGUGGAGGGCGUAGACUUUCCCCAAUGCGGGCUGAUCGUCGUCACGGAUCGAAUUGGAACAGCGCGUAUGUUGGUGCAGCUCAAAGGUCGUGCGCGUCACGAAGAUGGCGUUGUGUACUAUUUAGGCGAACAAGACGACCUUGCUCACGAGGUGCACUACAAACAGUUGGUGCAUGAAGCAGACGUGAUCAACAAACUUGAGUUUUCGAAGCAGAAGGUCGAAACUAUCCAGCAACAGCCGCGAUCUAUCAGUGCUCAAUUAAUGGGUUCUGGUGAGCAGAAGAUCGUCAUCGAAUCUACUGGUGCCGUCUUGGAUCUGGAUAGCAGCAUCGCGUAUAUCAACCAGUUCUGCCAGUCGUUGCCGAGCAAGUUGUACACUGUGAACGCGAAGCUGUUGUACUCCAUCUCGGAAACGCACUUUGGAGGAAAGAGCAUGUUCACAGCUGAGCUCAAUCUUCCCAUCGAACUCGAGCUGGAAACGUUUCGAAGUGACCCGAUGCAUUCAAAAGCCAGUGCUCGAGCGUCUGCAGCAUUCCGGGCUUGCCAAAAGCUCCUCGAGCGGCAGUUGAUUGAUGAUUCGCUAAAUUCGAUCUACCGCUCGACAAAAGUGAAGUCCUCGUCGAAGGCUCGAGACUUGUCUUACUUUCUCAAUCGCCUGCAUACGUGA
This is a messenger RNA of Hyaloperonospora brassicae, 2163 nucleotides long. The record is from the annotation of a GenBank genome assembly. NCBI's taxonomy places the organism in Eukaryota, Oomycota, Peronosporomycetes, Peronosporales, Peronosporaceae.